This is a messenger RNA of Micropterus dolomieu (smallmouth bass), 996 nucleotides long. Its product is annotated as P2Y purinoceptor 14-like. Gene Ontology annotation, biological process: G protein-coupled receptor signaling pathway. Gene Ontology annotation, molecular function: G protein-coupled purinergic nucleotide receptor activity. Lineage: Eukaryota; Metazoa; Chordata; Actinopteri; Centrarchiformes; Centrarchidae. The coding region runs from base 1 to 996 and encodes 331 amino acids. The record is from RefSeq and is a predicted model, not a curated record. The transcript has a single exon. Gene Ontology annotation, cellular component: membrane.
AUGUCCAACAACUCAGCACUCUUCUCCUCUGACUGUGCUACUUCCAGCCAAGUGACUGUAAAUGUGGCCAUCACGUACCUUUUCUUCUUCUUGUUCCCUGUUGCAUUACUGCUCAAUGGGAUAGCAGCGUGGGUGUCUUUGCAUCUCCCGUCCACCUCCACCUUCAUAGUGUAUCUCAAAAACCUGGUGGCUUCUGACCUGCUCCUGACACUGACACUACCAGUGACAGCAGCUAGCAUGCUACCUGAAGCGGCAGUUGAGUUAAGGAUUUUUGCUUGCCGUUACUCUUAUGUAAUUUUCUACUGCUGUUUGUACACAAGUAUUGCUUUAAUGGGUCUUAUCAGCCUUGACCGCUUUUUCAAAAUUGUUAGACCAUGUGGAAAAAUGUUAGGACAAAACGUAAUCUUCAGUCUUGUAAUGUCCACCUUGGUUUGGAUGGGUUUAUUUGGCUUUACAGUCAUCCCAACUAUCAUUCUGACUGACCAAACUCCUGUUAAUAUAACAGGAGAUUUCUGUAUAUCCCUGAAAAGUCUAGCUGGUGUGACGAUUCACAAGAAUGUGGUUAUUUCUAUGGAGAUUCUUUUCUGGCUUGUCAGCAUACUGAUUGUGUUUUGCUACAUCUGCAUCACUCUGAAAGUCCUACAGUCCUUCCAAAAAUCUGGGAGCAACAACAGCCAAGGAAAGAACAAGACUAAGCUACGAGUCUUCUUGAUCCUUUUUGUGUUUUUUGUGUGUUUUGUGCCUCUUCACGUUAUGCGUGUUCCAUUCACACAAUACGAAAUCUUUGGCAUUGAGGGCUGUGCUCAAAUGUGGGUGGUUAUAGUCCAAAAAUUUUUCCUGUGGCUCUCUACAACUAAUGUCUGUCUGGACCCUCUUCUUUACAUUUACCUGUGUAAGGAGUACAGAGACAAACUGGUUGACAUAAUGAAAGCUAAAGGGAUCUGUGUUGGGUUAUACUCAGGUGAAAGAGGGGAGACUUCAGCAAAUGUUGGAUGA